GGAUGUGAUUCGCAUCAGGAGGCAAAUUUGAAACCUGUGAUAUUAUGAACGUCUAAAGAAAUGAUUUUAAUAUUUAAGAAUAAAGAAACAGGAAAUAAAAUACUAAAAUCCGUUAGCCGAAACAUAACCUAUCAUAUUAAGUAAUUGUCAAAAAAAAGCGUAGAAUCUUCUUGUUUGUCUUUAGAGUGCUGCAGUAUUGCUAAGAGCAAGACAACUGCAACACGAAAGAAAUGUGCUGGCAGAUGCACUUGUAUGCAAGCCAAAAAAAAGAAGUGGAAGUGGAAGUGUUUUUUUGUUUUUAUGAGGUUAUUUCGUUAAGAAAACGAAAAUAAUUUCUACUGUGAUAAGCUGUUAACUUACUAACAAUAAUGGAACAGGAUGAAAUUGAUCUUGAAGAUGGAGAAAUUUCCAAUGACUCAGAUUCGUAUACUCCCCUGGAACGACCCAGUGACUAUUCAAAAACUCAACCUUUACCAAGACUUCCACCACAUCUAGGCGUAGAAUCAGAAAGUGAAGAGGAAAUUAUUAUAUCCAAUGAUAGUGAUAGUGACUCUGACCCGAAUAUGAAAACCAAGAAAAAGCCUAAAGUAUCUCUAAGACCAAUACAACAGUUACGAACUAGAAAACCUAAGAAGUAUGAUAUAUGGAGCAGCAGGCUACAAGAAGAAACUUUAGCAGCUACUCUAGUUAACUGUGAUGUCGACAAAAGAGAUAGAUCGAGAGAUGUAGAAUCAUAUGAUUAUACUAUAGCUCAAAGAUACUACGAUGAUGAAGAAGAUGUAAAUAGGUUUAGUCAAAUCAAAGAAAGAACAAAUAAUAAAAGGACCAGAAGUGAUAGAGAUAACAUUAAUUUAAGACAUAUACAGAGAUCACCUAGUGAUGAUACAAGUAGAGGGGAGGCCAGAAUUAUACCUGACUUAACAGUUACAUUAAAUAAUGCAGCAGAAGAGAUUGCCAGUGAAAUUGCCUCUAAAUUGAAUGAAGAAAAACAGGAGUUAAUUUUAAGUGUCAUAAAUGUUAUGGGAAAACAAAAAGCCAUAGAAUUUUACGAGGAAACCCAAAAAGUUGAGGAAGAAGGUGGAAUGUUAAUUAUGAAUAAAACCCGUCGAAGAACACCAGGUGGUGUUUUCUUGUUCUUGGUAAGACAUGAUUACCAUAUUACGUUAGAUCAAAAAAAUAGAAUAUUUGGAGAAGAGCGACAACGGUUUAAGCAGUACACGAAGAAAAAACAAAAACAGAAAAAUUUGGAUCGGAAAAAAGCAAUUCAAGCUCAAAAUCCAAGAAUAUUACCGGAGCUUUUGACACGAGCAGAAGCGUUCUCGACUGCGAAUUCAACAAAGAAGAAUAAAGAAAGCUGUGAUCAAGACUUCGUCAAUCCCCCUCCUACUCCAGAGACUGAUCACUGCGACAACAGUAGAGACGGAAUGGAAGGCUCUACAUCACCCGUUAUUAACUCCAACGAUGCACUGGACACCGAAAGAGGAGGACUCAAUAGUUAUGACGAUGAUUUUCUAGAUCUUGGCUGUGCUGCAGAUAUGGAACUGUUUUAAAAAAACUGUGACGUGGGUAUUCGUAUUUAGCGUUUCGAAUUGAGGGUUGUUGCUUUAUUCUGAUCUAUGAAUCACUAAUUAAAAUACUAAUUUUUUCUAAAUGAUACUUCGUUUGGAAUGUAUUGAAUAUACCCGUUUAAUAAUACUAUUCGCUGUGUGCAAGUACUUGGAGGGGAUACAAGAAACUAUCGUGCGCGAGUAGCGGAGAAAUCUUGUAACUUUCUUAGCAUAUUUCUUAAACAAUUGAUAUUGUCAAUUGAAAUUGUCAUUUUGUCAUAUUUCAUACCUACUGUCAUCGAAGAAAGUGGGAUUUCGCAAAUGCUGUGUUAUAAAUUGUAAGAAUUCAACAAAAAUUGUCAAUUUAAGUUCUAUUCGUUUCCAACUUCUAAGCACAAAUUAAUACAAAGAGAAAAGUAGAUUUCCAUCAUAAUAAAGCAGAAGUAAGUAACUUUUUGUACUUUAGUCUUAAAUGAAUCCUAGUUAAAAUGUACUUUAAUUUGUCAUUAUGAAAUCAAGCAUUAUUGAGUUGAUAUGCAAUUAUUAAAGUGAAUUUAAUUAAUUGUAAUCUCUUUGUCAUAGGCACUUUUCAGUGCGUCACAGUUUUUGAUUUCUUUCUAACGCAUUAAGUUGGAAGUGGCAGAAAAAAACGUACUUCCGUGAUUACAGUCAUUUCUCAUAUUUAUUCUAGCUGUUGAUAGAUGGCGCUAUAAUCGAACAAAAAAUGAUUUAUGAAUUAUAUAUACGACUAUAAUCUGUACAAUUUAUAAGACUAUACAAAUCAAAGAAAAUACCAUUUUAUAAAUGCAAUAAACACAAUUGAUUUGUUUUUAUACCAAAUUGCAAACAAAAGGGUUAUACUGCAGUACCCUUUUCAUAUUUGGCUGAUUGCGAUUCUGAGAGCUGUCACUGUCAGAUUUAACUAAAAUGUCAUGUUAUAAAUGUGUAUUAUCACAGUUACCUUUUUUCUCUCACUUGUGACGCACUGAAAAAUGCCUGUGAAAGGGACCAUAUUUUACUUGUAAUACUGCAUUUAAAAUUUUUUUAUUUACUACAUACAAUGUUCAUAGAGUUAUAUGUUAGCAUAGAGAGAGUAUCAUUCAGAGCGAAGUGACGACACCAUCUCUUUUAUUUGGAUUAGUGCUCUUUCACUCUUACGCAUAGUAAAGCUGCGACAGUUGUCCUCCCCUUCCAUACCUAUACUCACACUUAAUGUCAUCUUAGUUUCUCGAUACAAUGUGUUAGAAAGAGAUGCCGCAAACCAAUCCAUGAGAUCUUGUAGGCAGGAAGCGCGGAAGGUAGGCUCACUCUAUGUUAAUAUAUACCUCUGACAAUGUUUACCCAUUGUUUACCUUUUAAUAACAUAACCUUAAUCUUACUUUUUCUUCUUAUUCUUUUUUGGGCUAUGGUCUUGACAAUUAUGCAGUAACCAGGACUCAUAUAAUUGGCCAAUAUAAUUAAAAGUACUAAACAUAUUGCUGAUUUAUGACACUAGGUGUCGCUCUUCCGAACUUGCACGGUCCCAAUAGGCGAACGGUUAUAGUUAUAGUUAUAACGGAAUAGGUCCCUUAUAACCAGAGCAUCAACCGAAUAUUUUUUUGUAUUUCUAAUGCACCAAAUAAACUUCAAAUACAACUGUUCUAUAAAUGGUUCUAUAAACUGUCAACUCUCUUCUUCUUCUUCUUGUAGUUUCAUGGCCUCCACCUCUUAGGUACUUGGCCAGUCCUCGUAUUUAGACUAACUGGAAGGGAAUCCUCUUUUCAAAGGGUCUGGAUUUUUCCAUAUUCCCUUCUUUAAAUUCAUUGUGAUAUGAUUUUCAAAUAACUAUUUUUAUUUUAUAUUUUAAUUUGAAAUAUUGUUAAAAAUUGAUUGAUCUUCCUUAAGGUUUGGUCAUUAAUAUUAUGUAGGAGAUUUUGUAUUGAAAUGGGGGUUGGACUUCCUAUAUUAACAAGUUCCUGAUAGAGGUCAAAUUGAUUUGUUUUGUUAAUUGGGCAUUCAAGUAACAUAUGAGUUAUACUUCCUAUUUGUCCACAUUCACAAAAAGGAGUAUCACUACAAUUAAUUUUAAACAAAUGGUCUGGUGUGUGACAAUGGCCCGUUCGCAUUCUAAUAAUUGAUGUCAAGUGCCUUCGAUCCACAAAUGUGAAUUUGUGGAACCAAGGGUUUAUAGAAAAAUCACUUUGGCAUUGUUGAUACCAUUUCCCUUUAGUUUUAAACUGCUUUGUCCAUUCAACUUUAAACUCAUUUACAAUUUUUUGUUUAAUAAAAGGCAAAAAGUCAAAUUUAUCUAUUUUAAUGUCUGCAGGAACAUUUAAAGUCUUCCCUAUAUUUGCCAAUUUAUCAGCCUCUGUAUUCCACUUUACUCCAGUAUGGCCUGGAAUCCAAGCUAAGAUUAUAUUAAAUCCUGCUUCCAUUGACUCAAUAAUGAGUCUUUUAGUUAGGUUUUCAAUAUGGUUGUUUGUCCCCCAGGUGGUGUUAUGUAAUUUUUGAAUAGCACUUUUAGCAUCUGAAAAAAUUAUUGCUUCUUUAAUAUUUUUUUCAAUACAAACAGAUACUGCCUUGUUAAUUGCAAUAAUUUCUGCAGUGCAUAUUUGAGUGUGCUCAUGUAAUCUGGAUGCAUAGUUAUAAUUUAUUGAAGGUAUGUAUACCCCAAAACCUACUGUCCUCGACUCGGGAUCUAAAGAACCAUCUGUAAAUACCCAUGUAUAUUUUCCAUAUGAAGCUGAAAAUUCAUUAAGAAAUUCCUGAUGAGUAUAGGUUUCCAUUUUUUUGUGGGUUGAGAAAAUUGUCUGAAAUGUUCCCGUAAGAUAAUUCAGUUAGAUCUGAAAGCAGGAUUUAAUGUUCUCUUUAUAUAGAUUAAUGAGGUAUUUGUCAAAAUUAUUUUUGAUUUCAAUCAGAUAUGGUGGCUCUUGUGAUUUCCAAAAUCCUAUUUUAUAAUUUACUUUGGUUUCCAACUCUGACAUGUUUAUAUUUAUAUUCCCAACUCUGUCAACUCUCUAUGUUUAUAUACAUUUUCUGACCUUUUAAACGUCAUUAGAAAUUUAUAGGUUAUUCAAUGACAUCUGAAAUAUUCUCCAAUUUAAUACUUCUUCUUUUACGUCAAGGGACUUUUUCUUUGUAGGUUCAAUCUGUUUACUUCUCGGCAUAAAAGUAAACAGUGCAAAAAGUGAAGGGUCCGGAACUACUACUGCUACCGGUACUACUACUACUCAAUGUGGCCGUGUGUUUAGUAACAUGGCGGUUACUGUAUAUUCAUUACUGUGCUUAGAACAUAAUGGUUCCUACACGGGUAAAAAUUUUCUGACGCCUAGUACAUCUAAUCUUGAUUUAUAAAUCGGAAAUAAAAAUCAUGAACACUCAUUCUGAAAACCUAAGUUGAUGCCUACAUUGCGAUGUUUAUAUUUAUUAUAACAAUGUUAAAUGUAUUUUUACUGACGUUCAGUAGAUGGAAAAAUUAAUUUAUAUUGAGUGCAAAUCACUUUUUUAUAUCUAACAAAGUUAUUAAUAUUUGGAAAUAUUUAAAAAAAAAUGUGACAAUUAAACAUUCUUGUCCCAGAAGAUACAGACUUCGGUCUUAACGACUACAGGGGAUUUUACUUUCUAAAUUGAAAAAAAUACAAUUUUUACAUAUUUUUAAAGAAAAAACUCUUAUAUUUAUACAGUAGACUCUCUCUAUAACGAACACGGUUAUUACGAGAUUUCGCUUAUAACGAGGUACACUAGAUGUCCCAUGAAAUUCCUAUUGAACUGUAACACCUCUAAAACGAGGUAUAUUGGUUAUAACGAGGAAAAAUGCAAUCAUAUAAUAUGUAUCUUUACCUGUUUUUAGCGCUGUAAUGGCUAUAAAUAAAUACCCCAACUGACUGUGUCGACACAUCUGUGUUAUCGAGGAUAGUGCUGUAAUAAAAUCCACCACCGAAUAAACCUCUUCCUGUUCUGUUUAUCUAUGGACCGAAUUGAAUAUUUUAAGAAAAUUUACAAUUUAUUAUGGCGAAUUAACAAUUUUUUAUCUUAUAUUGCUCCGAAUGGCUUCACUAUAGGAAGUUAAUGUUUUAGAAAACUAUAUAUUCAUAUGUAUGCACAAUAUUAUUGUUGCCUGAUAUAACGAGAUCCGCUUAUAACGAGGUAAUUAGUCCGCCAUUUCAGUUCUCGUUAUUGAGGGAGUCUACUGUAAUAAUUUUUUAUACGGUGAUAAGAUAGUUUCGAGGUAUCCAAAAAAAUGUCAUGAUUUAUCAAUACCCAUAAAAAACAGGUUACUACGAUGUUAUGCCUUUCCUAUACUGUUGUACGGAAUUGAGUCGUGGACUCUCACAGACGCCACCUGUGGCUCUCUCAUUUUAAAUAAUAUAGAACAAGUGAUCCCUUUAUAAUUUUUAUAACCAACUGCAACUACAAACGCUUUUUUUUAAUUGAGAAAGUAAAAGUCUCCUUAAGUUUAUUAUGUAUUUAUAACAUUAUUUUAGAUCAUUGUGUUCCUUAUUUUCUAUUUUUCAUAUUUUAUGAAAACUAUACGUUUCAUAUUAUAUUACUUUUUGUUAAUAUUUUUGCACAAAUAUGAUAAAAUUUGAUUCGAUAUUUGUAAAAUAUAUAGACUCCAAUUAAUCUGGAGUUUUAGUUAUCUGUUUUUUUUUUAUUAUGUUUGGGGCAAAGCUUUGUCAUUUUUUUAAAAGAAUAUCGACAUUACUUUUGGACUUUGUUUCGGGUUAACUCAGUUUUGUUACCAUCUAUAAAUUGAAAUAAAACAUUUGUCAAAUCA
Diabrotica virgifera virgifera (western corn rootworm) is the source of this 6303-nucleotide messenger RNA. It is a transcript of the gene Phax, whose product is annotated as phosphorylated adapter RNA export protein. The coding region runs from base 369 to 1550 and encodes 393 amino acids. Gene Ontology annotation, biological process: snRNA export from nucleus. Lineage: Eukaryota; Metazoa; Arthropoda; Insecta; Coleoptera; Chrysomelidae. The transcript has 7 exons. The record is from RefSeq and is a predicted model, not a curated record. Gene Ontology annotation, cellular component: nucleus.